Molecule: messenger RNA, 1644 nt
Organism: Acytostelium subglobosum LB1
Lineage: Eukaryota; Evosea; Eumycetozoa; Acytosteliales; Acytosteliaceae
Exons: 4
Coding region: 1-1644 (547 amino acids)
Biological process (GO): ERAD pathway
Cellular component (GO): endoplasmic reticulum membrane
Molecular function (GO): protein binding
Source: RefSeq, a predicted model, not a curated record
AUGUCAAUCGCAAGGCCAAUAAUAAGAUACAGCACAUCAUCAUCAUCAAGAAGAUAUUGUAGAGUACUCAACCAUACCAACAACAUCUACAACAAUAGCAACAACAAUGUCAUCAGUAGUAUAAAGUCAUUGAUCACGCCCAUUAGACAUUAUUCGACGGCAUCAACUUUGGACGAAACAUCUAAACCUCAAGCCAAACAACUGCUUCAAUCAUUGCUGGAUGUUGUAUCGAGUCAACAGUCAACAUUGAACAAGACAGAGAGUGAUAGAUUGGCACAGUAUAUCAAGGACUUGAAGUUGAAUGAUUCAUUGUGCGAGUUCCACCUGGGCACAUUCUUUGCUCAGGGCAUCGGCAUGGACAAGGCAGACGCAGACAAGGCGCUGUUCUGGUAUAAGCGCGCAGCAGAUCAUGAUUUGGCCGAGGGCCAGUACGCACUGGGCAUCGCCUAUCUCAGCGGAUCGGCACUCACUGUGUUCAAGCCGGUAUUCCCAUCACUCAACGCCGCUGCCCAAGCAAAGAAAGGCGCCAACAACAACAAGUCCACCACGAUCAUUGGCGAAGGAUGGAUAUCGAAUGACGACGCCGCUGACUUUGACUAUUUCAAAUGGCUUCAACAGGAGAGACAACGUGUGCGCGAGCUCAAAGAGUCUGGUUCAAUCUAUCGUCAAGAGCAAUUAGAACUGGCGCGAAAGAAAGAAGGUCUACGCUGGCUAACCCUAAGUGCCAUCCAAGGUUAUUGGCAUGCACAGUUGACUCUUGGACUUGUAUUACUUCAAGGAAAGUAUGGCAUGGAGCAGAAUGAGAAGAAAGCACUGUAUUGGCUGGACAAGGCAUCAAAGGAGAGAGUGGACCUGGAAGCAAUGCAUCAAGUUGGACUCUACUACUACGCCAAGUUGGACAAUGGUAUACAAAGUGGUGAACUCAAUCCAAGACACAAGGCUGCACGAGAUCUACAAGAAAAGGCAUUUGACAACAUCAAUGUUGCGUCCAAUCGCGGACUGGCAGAGGCGACAUACUGGCUGGCAUCAUUCUUUUUGGGCGUGGUCAACAAGCAACCGGUACAAAGUGUUGGCUUCCAACUGCUGCUGAGGGCCGCUGAACAGGGAAGCGCCAAGGCCGCCACAAUGCUCGCACUUCUGCAUCACAAUGGAGAGCAUCCGGAUAAGUUCAGAAGGUUCAUAAAGCUGGGCGUGGCAGGUGGCGACCCCGUGGCAUUGCUCUGCAUGGGUGAGGUAUACUUUAGUGGACAGGAAGGCUAUCAGAUCAACUACAAGAAGGCACUCUACUACUUUAGUGAGAGUGCAGCACUUGGCAACUCUGAUGCCGCGCUCAAUCAAGGUGUCAUGUACUACAAUGGCUAUGGCACUGACAUUGACUACGAGACAUCAUUCUAUUGUUACCAGAACUCUUAUCAAUAUAAUCCCAAGAAUAUAGCAGCGAUAACCAACUUGUAUAUGAUGCAUAGUGAAGGCAUUGGCGCACCAAAGUCACCAGAGUUGGCAAACUUCUACGAAACACUUAGAAUCAAGCUGGAACAGGAACAGGCAACGAGCGAUGGCAAAGGCAGCGAGCCAAAGCCAAUAUGGUGGUUCCCAGGCAAUUGUUGGAUAAAGACUUCAUCCUCCCAAGAUGGUGAUUCAUAA